AUGGCUUCUGCGGGAACAUUCGGUCACGAGGCAGAGCUGCCACGGUUGCCGCUACCGGCUGUGUCGGAUACGCUGGCGCAUCUGAAGAAGUCGUUGGAACCACUUUACUAUGCGGAUGGGUACUACAAGCACCCGCUGGAUCCCGUACAGUUGCAACGUCUGGAGGACGUUUUGAAACAGUUUGCCAACUCGGAAGUGGUUGGCAAACUGCAGGACAAAUUGAAACAGUUCCAAGUGGAGAAUAUGUCCUAUUUGGACGAUUUGCAUUUGGACGUCAACAACCAAACUGCCACAAGGGACAUCCAGGACGAUUUGCUUCCAAGAAACCCGUUUUUGAUCUUGGCAGAUGAUGCGACACCAGAUAUUUCUCAAGUGGAUAGAUCUGCCGUGUUGGUUCAUUCCGCACUGAGAUUUAUCUCCGCUUUGAGGAAAAACCAAUUGCCCCCAGAUGUCAACUCAAAGACCGGUCAGUACUUGACUAUGUACCCUUAUUUGAAUCUGUUCGGUACCACACGGUGCCCAGUGUUUGAAGAUGGAGAAGUGGAGAAUUUUGACCUUAAUAAACCGUUCACUGCAUCCGACCUAGAUGAAUUUUUGAGUGAAAGUGAGGAGGAAGAGUUGCAAAGGGCAUCCGAGCAACGUUCAAACGAUGCAAGUGCGGGUGACAAUAACACUGAUGACGAUGCUAUCAUUGGGCAUGGUAUUAAGAUGGGGAAAUAUUCCGAUUCGGGCCACAUUUUGAUUAUCUCGAGGGGACAAUACUACACCAUGGACGUCCUAGACGAAAAUAACGACAUUAUUUGCAAACCUGCGGACUUAUCCAAAUUCAUUAGCUACGUCUUGCACGAUUCUGAGACUGCGUACAAUAUGCAACAGGCAUCUACGGCCCUGGGAUCCCUAACGUCACAUUCUUUCAAAAAUUGGAAGUAUGCAAGAAAGAGACUUCAAAAACGUUACCCACAGGAACUACACUUGAUCGAUUCUGCCCUCUUUGUCCUCGUGCUAGACGAAUCUACAGAAAAAAUCGAACCGAACUUCAAUAACGUCUACACCACCAAUAACGACUACGUUCCUGAAUUCGACCAAGAGAGAUCCGCCAACUGUAAGAGAGUUCUGUACGGUACCUCCAUCAUCGACCAAAAGGGUCACCAGGUUGGGUCAUGUGUGUCACGAUGGUUCGACAAACUACAAUUGGUUGUUACCGCGGAUUCUAAAGCUGCCGUAAUUUGGGAUUCCUUUACUUGUGACGGUUCCGUUGUUUUGAGAUUUGCAUCAGAGAUGUACACAGAAUCUGUGCUCAGAUUAGCUAAGGAGGUCAAUGCGAAUGAUUCGGAUUUCUCCCUGUGGUCAGACGUCAAGCAGACAAAACUACCGAUAUACGAGAAUUACAGCAAGUUAGACCCUCAAGCUGUGGUACGCAAGAUCGAUUGGUCCUUCAGCAACAUUUUAAACACGCAUGUGCAUUUAUCAGAGACAAAACUGGCUGAUCUGAUCUCCAAGUACGAUAUCGUUCGUGUGUCACUACCAAUGGGUCGCAGAUCCGCUCAAAGACUAGGUAUCAAGCCUGACUCAAUGAUACAAGUUGCUUUGCAAGUCGCACACUACGCCCUGUACGGACAAAUGAUCUUUGCGUUGGAACCAAUCUCCACAAGGGCUUUCAAAAACUCAAGAUCAUCGUUCAUCAAUAUUCAGAACCAAGAUUUGCUAGAACUCUGCCAGCUAUUCAUCUCUUCCUCUAUUGACGGGCCCGGUAAACUGGACAAAUUCAUCCAAACAUGCGAGAAGCACAACGCAAGUGUGAAGAGCGCCAAAAGCGGUGCUGGGUACGAGAAGCAUUUGAACGCACUACAGUACCUGUUCAGAUUUCACAAAGAGUUUGGGAUAGACCUCGACGAUUACGAUAAGAGUAUUGCCACUGAGUUAUUUGAUAGCUCUCUGAUCGAGCCGUUUUUACAACCGGAACUGAUUGCCGCUAACUGCGGUAAUGCCGCUACUACCACUUUUGGGAUCACGCCAGCAGUCCCACAAGGUUUCGGUGUAGGCUACAUCAUCAAGGAUGACCAAACAGACUUGACGGUGACUUCCCAGUUCAGACAGGGGAAGAGACUUAUGUUCAUGUUAAAUUGGGUGUUAAAAGAAAUCAAGGCUUACUGGAGAGCCGCAAGACAUACCGCACACAACAAGAAUGGUGUUAAGAUUAGUCCCAUCGUGGACAAGAUUUACGAGAUGGAUAACGCGUUAAAGAAGGAAUCUGAAGAUACUAGGAAGAGCAGGUCCAAAGUCAAGUCAAGCAGUCACUCCUUCCUUGGCUUCGAUUACUUCGAUAUGGAUGCACAAUCACGCAGUGCAUCGCAAACCCCAAGAAGGGCUAGAGAGACAAUGGAUAACAGUAGUCACAAACUGUCCCUGAAACUGGCAGAGUUAGCAAUGACGAGCAACAGUGGGCUAGCAAGUCACUCACCCAUCUCAGUCCCCACUGAAAACGAGAAAUUGCACACUGGGCAUCAAAUUGCAAAAUUACAACCAGUUAGCAUAACUGAGACUCCAGAGGAAACGGAUUCAGGAAACACCAGUCCGCAGUCCUUCUCCAGACCAGAAUCCAAGAGGCCCACAAACGUCAUUAGCUCCAAAUUUGAAAUCAACUUUGAUCGUUCGGACGUUGGUCGUAAAGUAUUCUCCUUUGAGUGA
Huiozyma naganishii CBS 8797 is the source of this 2688-nucleotide messenger RNA. RefSeq names its product carnitine O-acetyltransferase YAT2 (gene YAT2). NCBI's taxonomy places the organism in Eukaryota, Fungi, Ascomycota, Saccharomycetes, Saccharomycetales, Saccharomycetaceae. Gene Ontology annotation, cellular component: cytosol. Gene Ontology annotation, molecular function: carnitine O-acetyltransferase activity. Gene Ontology annotation, biological process: carnitine metabolic process. The transcript has a single exon. The coding region runs from base 1 to 2688 and encodes 895 amino acids. The record is from RefSeq and is a predicted model, not a curated record.